This is a messenger RNA of Mesorhabditis spiculigera, 309 nucleotides long. NCBI's taxonomy places the organism in Eukaryota, Metazoa, Nematoda, Chromadorea, Rhabditida, Rhabditidae. The record is from the annotation of a GenBank genome assembly.
AUGCAGCCCAAGAUUUCCACCCUGCUCCGCCUCGUCGGCGAGUCGUUCGGCAUCGAGAAGUCGCCCAACUUCCAACUGAGCCCCGAAACGCACGAACACCUCAAUGACGCCGUCCGCCGCGAGUCGAUCGACUACCAGAGGCGCCACUCCAAGCCCGCCAUCGACCCGCGCCACCGCGUGAACAUCUACAUCACCCCCGCCUCUUCUCAAGAAGCCCUGAUCGACUCGUGCCCCGACCGCCGCCAAUCCCACAUCGGCGCCGUCAUCAAGAAGCCCGAGCCGGUCGACGUGCCCCGAAAGGUUUCGCUC